CUGAUCAGCUGACCACGAGGUUUUGGAGCUUGUAACUCUGCAGCAAGUUAUUUAUUAGUUUUCAACUGUUUGUUUAUAUUAAUUAAAUUUAUUUAAUACAUUCAAAAAAAAGAAAUAAUAAUAGCAAGUAUUUUUAAAAAAUUAUUUGAAUUUUUUGUGUGAAGUUAAAAAAGAAAAAAUGGAAGAUGAUUUUAAAGAGUUUGCUAGUGACAUAAAUAUUAUUAAACAAUUAAAAAAUUUUAAUGAAGCUGUCAGCAAUAUUGAAAAGUUUUUAAAAAUGUCAGAUGAUCCGCUUUUUUAUGAUAAAUUAAAUAAUGAAGAGAAAAUUAAAUAUAAUACACUGAUGUCUUUUCAUUUAAAUAGUUUGUUUUGGAUGCAUUUAAGAGUUCAAGGAGCAGACCCAGCAUUUCAUGAAAUCAGGAACGAGAAUGACAGGCUAAAGAAAGUAAUGGCCAGAGCUCAAGAAUUAUUCAAUUCCAAAACACCAGGACCUAGGAUUGAUGUCAAUGCCGCUAAAAGAUUUAUUAGAAGUAGUUUAUGGACACCUAAUAAUAAUGAUGAAGGUAUUAGUGAUGAAACGGAACCUGUGCAAGACGAUUUUGAGGAAAAUGAUUUUGAAAUUGUAUCUUAAUUAUUACUUUUAAGACUCAAUGUCAAUUUAUAUGAAUUAUUAAAAAUAAAUUAUUGUUUAU
Molecule: messenger RNA, 692 nt
Organism: Cotesia glomerata
Lineage: Eukaryota; Metazoa; Arthropoda; Insecta; Hymenoptera; Braconidae
Gene: Rrp47
Product: nuclear nucleic acid-binding protein C1D
Exons: 2
Coding region: 179-631 (150 amino acids)
Biological process (GO): maturation of 5.8S rRNA; regulation of gene expression
Cellular component (GO): exosome (RNase complex); nucleolus
Molecular function (GO): DNA binding; RNA binding
Source: RefSeq, a predicted model, not a curated record